CUGGAGAUGGCCUUGAACAGGCGACUCGAAGCUCGCGGAUAUGUCAUCAAGACCUGGGGUCGCAAAUUAAUUACCUUGAUCUGCAUUGGCGAACUCCACGACAAAUCCUCUUCGUCAGACGAACCGACACGGAUCCUCGCUCCUGGCUGCAACAAGAACUAAAAAGGGCCGUCUGCUUUUGACUUACUGCGUGACACGGGUGGUCUCCACUUAGACUGCUGCGGCACGAUGAAGCUAUUCCCACUCUUCCUCCUCACCACCGCAUCCCUCUUUACCACCGCCCUCGGUGGUGGCCUCAUCGGCUACGGCCAAUGGUGGUAUGACCCAAAAUGUUGCUACGCGUGCCGUGGCAUCAUUGGCGGCGCUUCGCUCGAGUGUCCCGAUGACAGCAUGGACGGCAUGGACAUGGGCGGCAUGGACAUGAUGGCCACAGCAUCACCAAUGGCCCCCUGCAUUUCUGAGAACGAUGCGUUUCUGACCACUCUCGCCUACUGCAUCAACUCGACAUGCGCCGCCGACGAUGUGCCAACCUGGAAGAUUGAGAAAUACUGGGCUGACCAGGCAACCGGUGACCCAACUCUUCCAGCCAAGUGGACUUAUGGCGCGGCUCUCGCAAACAUCACCAAGGCCCCGGCCAAAGUUUGGAAGACUGGCGACGUGCUCAAUUUCACGGCUCUGCUAUCCUCCAGCGACUAUGACUACCAAAGAUCUUUCGAUGAUCUCUUUGAUUGGGAGGAAGCUACACAGUCAACAUACGUGAUUAUCAUCAUCACUGUCGGCGUCGGGACUCCACUGUUGAUAUCUUUACUCGGCCAUCUUCCAUACAUGACCGGCGUCUUCGACAAGCUCAAACCAUUCCUCGUGUACCCCUCGAUCAUCGGCACAUACAAUGUCCGACCUCUUCCGUGGGGGCUGGGAAACGCACCGACGGUCGGCCAGAGUCUCUACAUCGCCAUGUUCGUCAUUCUCAACAUCAUUCUCGGCUCCGUCUCGUAUCGAGGAUUUGAUCAACCACACCCAUGGGGGUUCUCCCGAACCGGCGAGAUCUUGGCAUAUGUCGGAUACAGGACGGGCCAUAUCUCUUUUGCGCUCCUCCCCUUGACCGUCCUUUUCUCUUCGAGGAAUAACUUCCUCCUCUGGCUGACGAACUGGCCGUUCUCCACCUUCCUGGUUCUCCAUCGCUGGGUCGCACGUGUCUGUGUUAUCCAUGCCGUCGUCCACUCCAUCACUCUCCUUGGCGCGUACGUCGGAACCGGAACCUAUUACACGGACGUGCACAAGCCGUACUGGAUCUGGGGCAUAGUGGGCACUCUCUGCCUCGUCAUCCUGCUCUUCCAGAGCAUGGUCUGGCUCCGCCGUGCAUCUUACGAGAUCUUCCUCAUCCUGCACAUCCUCCUCACCGUCUUUGUCAUUGCCGCGUGCUGGUACCACGUCAUGUACUGGAAAGGCUUCACGGGAAUCUACGAGUACUGGCUCUACGCCGUCAGCGCCGUCUGGUUCUUCGACCGUCUCAUUCGCGUUCUUCGCAUCUGCAAGAACGGAAUCCGCCGAGCGACUGUGACAGAGAUUACCCCGGACACCGUCGCCGUCCAAGUCGAGGGGCUGCGAUGGAGCCCCGAACCAGGAUACCACGCCUACGUCUACUUCCCCACCCUCAACCCCCUCCACCCCUGGGAGAACCACCCCUUCUCCAUCACCCACACGUCCAUGCUCCACCCCCAGCGACACACCCCCACCAGCCCAGCCGGCUCCUCCCUCCCCCGCCACUCCUCCUCCGACAACGACAUCGAAAAAGCCACCGGCAAAGCCACCCCUCUCGAAACAACCGUCCUCCCCCACCCCCCCGCCACCACCACCUCAAAUAGCAUCACCCUCUACAUCAAGAAACACACCGGCAUCACCCGCUACCUCGGCACGCACACCAACCUCCCCGUCCUCUUCGACGGGCCCUACCGCGGCAACGCGCGCGACGGCAUCCUCGCGUGCGACCGCGUCCUGCUCAUCGGCGGCGGCAUCGGCAUCACGGGCCUGCUGACGUGGGCGCGAGGCGCGCACGCCAACGUCAAGCUCGCGUGGGGCGUCCGCCAGGCCGCCGAGCCGCUCGUGCGCCACCUGGCCGCGGCCCUGGACGCCGUCGCCGACAAGGAGGUCGUCGUGGGCAGGAGGCUGGACGUGGAUGCUCUGUUGGCGCACGAGGUGCGCGCCGGGUGGAAGAGGGUUGGCGUCGUGGUCUGUGGGCCGGCGGAGCUGUGCGAUGCUGUGAGGGCGGCGGUUGCGGGUUUCGGGAGGCAGGAGAAGACGAUCUUUGAGCUGGAGGUUGAUGCUUUCUCGUGGUGAGUUUUGUUUGCUGUCGACGUCGUGCGAGGUUUGGGAUUGAAGGCUGAGGAUGGACGGGGUGUGGUAAAACAAUAAAAAUGAUAAUACUUAGUUUGUGGGUAG
Molecule: messenger RNA, 2439 nt
Organism: Phialemonium atrogriseum
Lineage: Eukaryota; Fungi; Ascomycota; Sordariomycetes; Cephalothecales; Cephalothecaceae
Product: ferric reductase like transmembrane component-domain-containing protein
Exons: 2
Coding region: 229-2337 (702 amino acids)
Biological process (GO): copper ion import; intracellular iron ion homeostasis; iron ion transport
Cellular component (GO): plasma membrane
Molecular function (GO): ferric-chelate reductase activity
Source: RefSeq, a predicted model, not a curated record